Molecule: messenger RNA, 1573 nt
Organism: Loa loa (African eye worm)
Lineage: Eukaryota; Metazoa; Nematoda; Chromadorea; Rhabditida; Onchocercidae
Exons: 9
Coding region: 32-838 (268 amino acids)
Biological process (GO): regulation of alternative mRNA splicing, via spliceosome
Cellular component (GO): spliceosomal complex
Molecular function (GO): mRNA binding
Source: RefSeq, a predicted model, not a curated record
UUUCAGGAACUAUACUAGUUUUAUUAUUCCGAUGGCUGUACCACCAAGAUUUCCUGGUAUGAUUCCAACUUACGGUGUUCAAAUUCCUCAAAUAACACCAAUGAUGCCUUUUCCGAAUCCUUAUUUUAUGCCCAAUCCUAUCAUGGCUGCGGCUGCUGCGCAACGGAUGGCUGCACCACCCGCACCACAGCCUAAGCCUCCUGAGAAACCACCCGUCACGACAGUUUUCGUUGGUAAUAUAAAUGAGAAAUGCGGUAACGAGCUGAUACGAGCUAUUUUGACGGAAUGUGGUGCAGUUGCAACAUGGAAGCGCAUUCAAGGUUCAAAUGGCAAAUUUCAAGCAUUUGGUUUUUGUGAAUUUGAAAGUCCAUUUGGUACAAUGAGAGCUUUACGAAUUUUGCAUGAGUAUCCAUUGGCCGAGAAGAAAUUAGUAGUUAAAAUUGAUGACAAAACACGAACAAUGGUCAAAGAUUAUGUCGCGAGAAAACGUGCAGAGAAAAGUUUACCACCUGAAACGUUAGCAUCCGAUGAAAUGCCAGCAGAUGAAGACAAUGUUGCUGACGAUGAAGAAAUACGGCAAAAAAUCCAAAUACUGAUUGAAAAGGAUGCACCAGAUUUGGUGCCCAUAGAAGAUGGUGAACUGGCAGAAAAGACUCGGUCUCCAGCUUUGGAAAAAGGAAAGGAUCGGGCACUAGAUCGAAGUGUUGAAAAACGAAAGGAAAGAAAGGCUAAACGCAUAUUGUUGGAUAACGAAAGUACGCAUUUUGGCAACGAAUUUGUACAAUACGCAGCAAAAAAUUGUCGCGCUGGUAAGUGUAAAUGUUGCUGUUUUAAGUAACUGUAUCUUGCCCGCUAGGAAACCAUUUUCAUUAAGUUUAAUUAUUUUUACGUUACACUAAUAUGUUUCACUUGCUUAGAGAGGUGGAUAAAUUGAUAGCUUUUCUAAUUUAAUUAUACUAUUCAAUUAACAUGGUUUGAUUCUGUCAGGUAUAUAGGGAUGUAUUUGGAAACGGUCAGUUUCGAAUUGAUCCGUUCAAGCUUAACAGAAAGGUGUCAGAACCUUGAAAGUUUGUGUCACCAAUCUAAGAUCUGUUUGUUGUACAAAUGAGAUGAAAAUUGCUAUCUGCAGUGUUUUAUUUGGUUCAGCUGGCGUUUUUGGCAUGAGAAAUACGCCUUAUCCAUCAAUUUUUAGCCACUUUAUCGAUGGUGUGACUAUUUUCAUAAAUUAAAAGAAAUAUAUUGAUUUUGUCUUACAUCGGCAUGACAGAGAAUGAUCUAAUAUCACUUCCUUGUUUGGUCAGUAAAUAUCUUUUAGAGCGAUGCUGGUGUUUUACUGUUACAGUGAUUAGCCACUCUCGAGUGCAUUACCGUCCACGUCCCUAAUAAAUUAUUAAGUUUGGUUUCAUUUUUCCUCUUUUAUCGUAUCUUUGUAAUGAUGGAUUGAACGAAAUUUCGCGUUUCACUUUAACAUUCUGUUAAUGCCGCCACAGUUCACCAUCGGCAAAAAACCUAACGAGGGUUUUCAUUUUUAAUCAUCUGAAGGUGAUCUAUUUUUGUUCUAAAACUCUGUGAC